AUGAGAAAAGUAGUUAAAGAUAAAGGAGUAAAAGCAAGUAUUAAUGAAGCAUCCCGAAAGCUUCUUCAACCUGGAGACACUCAAUGUCCAGUGAUAAGUAAAGCGAAUGUUUUAUACCAAUUAAAAAAAGAAUCAACAGAAAAUGAGUAUGAUGUGAAGCCAGAAGACAGACGAGAUUUGAUAAAAGCUCUUAUGUGUGUAGAUGAGACCCCCAUUUACCGUAAUUCGAUCAAAGUUGUAAGUGCUUCACCUUUCUGGGUUUUCUAUGGAACACCUUCCCAAAUCCAUUGUUAUCGUGAGUAUCAGCGAUUACACAAAGACUUAUCAUCAAUUAGCAUCGACGCAACUGGUGGGGUGGCCCGAAAAUUUAUUGAUUUUGAUGAACGUACAAGUGCUAUCUUCUUAUACCAAAUCGUCAUAAAUUUCUAUAAUACUACUAUUUCGAUAUAUCAAAUGUUGUCGGAAUGUCAUGACACAGAUGUAAUUACAUUCUGGUUAAGAAGAUGGUUACGGCUUGUACGUGAUUCUUCGACUGUUCAGAGGAUUCCUGGCGAGGUUGUAUGUGAUGGUUCACGUGCGCUACUAAACUCAAUAGCUUUAGCAUUUAAUAAUCAAUCAUUACCCAAAACCGAAUACGUAUAUUCGGUUGGACACAGCCCACUUCAUUCAUGCUGCCAGCUCUUGGAAAUGUUGGAAGUCGAUUUGUAUCAUGAAAUUGAAGAAAAUAUAAAAAGUAUGGACUUCGAUGCUGAAAAAAGUACUAUUUUGAAUGACGAAAAAGAAGAUCCAAGUAGUGACAUGUCUACCAUUAAUUCAUGGAUAAAAGAUCUUGUUGCUAUUUCAAAUAAUGUUCAAACUACUGGUAAAGUAUUAAACUGUUUUUAUGUACCAUUAUUCAAAGAGUCCUUUCUAAAAACUGUCAAAGAUUUUCCACUGUGGACACAAGUAUGUACUCCAAAAAAUAAAUUACGUGCUACGUCAUCAUAUAUUGAGCAAGACUUUAGAGAUUCAAAAGAAAUGCUCAAUCGGCAAAUCGGUCUUCCUGCGCGAGUCGACAUUUUAGUGAAAGCUCAUUUGAAAAAUCUUUUAGGUGGUGUGGUUGUAUUUCAAAACAAGCUCACAAAAUUUGUCGAUGAUAAUAUCGAUAAAUCUACUAUAUCUAACGAUUCAAAUUGUGAUGAUGCUAAGUCGGAGGAAAAAACAGAUGGGGUUAAGGUUGAAAAUUCAAAUGAUGCUAAGAUUGAGGAAAGAGCAGAUGAUGAGGUUGAAGAUAGUAUUGAUUUUGAAAAUUGGCGCGGCUUGGGUAACGAUAUGAAACAUCAAAACUUUGACUGGAUUAAUUAUGCAAAUAAUUUAAAUCACCCUACACAAGAUAUGAAAGCCGAGAAUUCAACUUUGGAGCUAAAUAACGAUUCUGUUAUAGAGAAUUUGAAUAAAUCUAUUGAAAGCGAGCAUGAUUACAGCUUAAAAAUUAGUACUCCGAAAACUACCCAAAUCUCUGAAAGAAACGUAUUAGAUGCUGCUGUUGAAAAAAAGAGAAGGAAAAUUAAUAACGAAGACUGUCCUGAACUUAAAUUGAUAGAUAAUUUACUUGCAUCUCAAAAGAACAAAGAAAAUGUUCCUACUACAAAAAAAAAAAAGGCAAACAAACAGAAUCAUAUUUAUUGA
Cotesia congregata is the source of this 1668-nucleotide messenger RNA. The record is from the annotation of a GenBank genome assembly. Lineage: Eukaryota; Metazoa; Arthropoda; Insecta; Hymenoptera; Braconidae.